Marmota flaviventris (yellow-bellied marmot) is the source of this 1383-nucleotide messenger RNA. It is a transcript of the gene Amn, whose product is annotated as amnion associated transmembrane protein. Gene Ontology annotation, cellular component: apical plasma membrane; endocytic vesicle. The record is from RefSeq and is a predicted model, not a curated record. Gene Ontology annotation, biological process: intracellular protein localization; receptor-mediated endocytosis. Lineage: Eukaryota; Metazoa; Chordata; Mammalia; Rodentia; Sciuridae.
AUGGGUGCGCUGGGCCGGCUCCUGCUGGGGCUGCAGCUGUGCGCGCUGACCCGGGCCGCCUACAAAUUCUGGGUCCCCAACACCGGCUUCGAUACUGCCACCAACUGGAACCAGAACCGGACACCGUGCGCCGGGGGCGCUGUCCAGUUCCCUGCAGACAAGAUGGUGUCAGUCCUGGUGCAAGAAAGUCACACCGUCUCGGAUAUGCUGCUGCCGCUGGACGGGGAACUCGUGCUGGCCUCGGGAGCGGGAUUCAGCGCGGCUGCCCCGGGCUCGGACCCGGACUGUGGCUCAGAACCCCCGGCGCUCUUCCGCAACCCCGACCGCUUCUCCUGGGUCGACCCACGCCUGUGGCGCUCGGAGGAGGCGCGCGGCUUCUUCUCCGUGGACGCCGAGCGCGUGCCCUGCAGUCACGACGACGUCGUCUUCCCGCCCGACGGCUCCUUCCGCGUGGGGCUCGGCCCCGGCGCCGACCCCGUGCGCGUCCGCAGCCUCUCGGCUCUGGGCCAGACGUUCACGCGCGACGAGGACCUGGCCGCUUUCUUGGCGUCGCGAUCCGGCCGCCUGCACUUCCACGGGCCAGGCGCGCUGAGCCUGGGCUCCGAGGCCUGCGCCGACCCGUCGGGCUGCGUGUGCGGCACCGCCGAGGCUCUGCCCUGGGUCUGCGCGGCGCUCCUGCAGCCCCUGGGCGGCCGCUGCCCCCAGGCCUCCUGCCACGACGCCCUGCGGCCUGAGGGGCAGUGCUGCGACCUCUGCGGAGCCAUCGUGUCGUUGACCCACAGCUCCGCCUUUGAUCUGCAGCGGUACCGGGCGCGGCUGCUGGACGCCUUCCUGUCACUGCCCCAGUACCGAGGGCUGCAAGUGGCCGUGUCCAGGGUGCCGCGCUGGUCCCGGCUGCGGGAGGCCGACACGGAGAUCCAGGUGGUGCUGGCGGACACUGGACCCGAGACCGGCGGCGCGGGGCGGCUGGCCCGGGCCCUCGUGGCGGACGUGGCGGAGCACGGCGAGGCCCUCGGGGUCCUAUCGGCCGCCCUGCGGGAGUCGGGCGCGCCAGUCGGGGGCGACUCCGCGGCUGAGCAGAACGCGCCCGCGUCCCGCGCGGGGCUCGCAGGCGGCGUGGUGGCCGCGGUGCUGCUGGCGCUGCUGGCGCUGCUGGGGAUCGUGCUGCUGCGCCGCACCGGGAGGCUCAGGUGGAGGAGGCAGGAGGAGGCAGAGCCCGCCCGCGCGGGGGCGCCCUCGGGCUUCAGCAACCCGGUGUUCUUCGUGGCGACCUCGGAGGAGCCGCCCCCAGUGCGGCCUUGCAGUCCGGCCCUGAAGUUGGACGGCAGCACAAGCCACAGCUACUUUGACAACCCGCUCUUCGCUGCCGAGGCUGAGGCCUGA